CACCAUAUUGCACUACUAUAUGAGGUUUAUGCAUCGCAAAUUUAGCCAUAGUAACGUAGACAUUGCCACUUGCUCACGACCUUCUACGCCACUCGUUUGGCGCGUCGACGCGUCCACAUAGCCCCGUCGCCGAGACGCCUUUGCAUUGCUCACUUCCUACUUCCAGCUCAUGCGGUCGAGCCUAUUGAAAGCAGCGUUGAAGAGGACUCCGGAAGGCCGGUGACUUGCACGCAAUGCACGUCCUUCCGUGCUCCAGACGUGGCGAAGGAGACGACUUGUGCAUGGCUCUUACACAGAUAUCGAGGGAGCUCUUGGGCCCUAAUGGAGACGGUUUGCAAGCUGGAGGUUGCGACAGCAGCGACUGCUUGUUUUGUCAAUAUCGGUCGCACAGCCCCUUCCAUCUUAACGCGUACGCUGGUAAAUUAACAUCGCUGCUGCGCAAGCGCAGCCUAAACGGAAACUCGUUCCAUUCCAUCCUCAGUGCACACCCAGAGCAUAGCUCAACGCUUCCAACGGCACUGGACGUGACAAGUGCGAAGCGUCAAAAGUCAACAAUCUCAUCAACUGGCUUUACCGGAGCGUCCGUAGAGCCCUCCACCACUGUAACUGUUCCACCAUCUUUGGAUGCUCGCGACUUCACAGCUCUGAACCCGCAGCAUCGCUCGCGCUCCGUCUCGCCACACAACUGCAACGUCAUGCGCGGUCUCCCCUGCGCAAGUCACCUCCACCUGCAAGGGCCAGGGGAACAGGUUGCAGCUGCCGAAGGACUGCCAGUAGCAGCACCAACCGCCGUAAUACACCUACCAGCAGCAGCCCUACAAGCAGCCGUAGCAUCGGCGGCAGCAAUAAGCAGACAAACGCCCUCUUCAAGCCAACCCCAGCAGCAUCCGCGUCAGCGGCGUCACUCGCAGCCCCCUCACGUACCGCUCCCGCCCGGCUGGUCCUUCCGGCCCGAGUGGGCUCAGCGGGCUGAACCCGCACCCGCAGAGCUCCAACAGGUCUUGCGGCUGCAUGCGGAAGCUCCCGGGACGGGUCCAGCAUGCGGUGGAAGCGGCGGCAGCGGGGGGAGUUGUACGGCUGCUGCGGCAGCUACUGCUGUAGCUGUUGCUGCCACCGCUGCUGCUGCUGCCGCCAUACGGCAAGAGGCGCCUUGCGGUGCAGGGCGCUGUGGGCAGGAGCCAGCGGCACGAGUGUCGACGGUGACAGAGCGGAGGGAGGAGGUGGAAAGGGAGGAGGAGGAAGGUGCACGUCGUGUUGGCGACGGCAGCGGGGGCGGCAGUUGGGGCUGCGGCGGGAGGAGCCGUGUGACGCACAGGUGGUCCGGCAGCGGGUCCGGCGCGGGUACGGGUAUUGUGUGUGCGCUGGAGUUCUCCCCGGAUGGGCGGCUGCUGGCGGCUGGGGGCGUGGACAAGCAGGUGAGACUUUACAGCCUGGCGGACGCAUUCGGAGACAUGUCGGAAGACCCCAUCGACCCCCUUGUAGCCGCCGGGGCAGACGAGGCGGCGGCGGAGGAGGAGGAGGAUGAAGACCCGGCGGAAGUGCCCUGGGGUGCUGACGGGGCAGGGUUCCCUGCGAGCCAUUGCAGCGACUUGCCGUGCUGGCCGCCGCGACGGGCUGCAGGCUGUAGCAACGGCGAUCGCGGCGGCGGGAGCGAUGGCGCCAUCGGCUAUGAUGACGUUGUACAACCGUACGGCGGAGAUGCUGACAUGUCUCCAUUGGUUGUCGUACAGCGGAUGCCCUCCAAGAUCAGCAGCAUGGCCUGGUCGCCCUUCCAGGACGGUAUUCUCACGGUGGGCGACUACGACGGAGUUCUCACCCAGCUGCACCUCGCCUCCGGACACCAGCUAGCUGACGUGGAGGCGCACGGAGGUCGCAAGAUCUGGUCCGUCGUACACAGUCGCCGUACACCCCACCUAGUCGCCUCCGCCGCGGACGACCGUUGCGUGCGCCUGUGGUCGGGUCGCGAUCUCGCCCAAUGCGUCGUUACGCUGCAACCCAACCCACGUGCGUCAGUGUGCUGCGUGGAUCUCUCAUCGGAUCAGGAUCACCUGCUCGCGGCGGCUUGCUCGGAUAGUACGGCGUACGUGUACGACAUGCGACGGAUGGGUGGCGGACCGUUGGCGGCGCUGCGGUAUCAUAGCCGGCCGGCUAGUUACUGCCGCUUCUUCGGCGCUAACCGAAUUGUAACGGCUGCAACGGACGCUUCCAUUGCGUUGUGGGAUUUGCCGACGGCGAUGGACUCGGCCGUCGCUACGGCAUCGUACGGCAAUGACGCCACCGCAGCUACCGUUUGUACGACACCCUACCGGGUAUUCCGCGGACAUCACAAUGAGAAGAACUUUGUGGGUCUCAGUGUGCGGCCUGCGGAGGGGCUGCUGGCGUGCGGCUCCGAAUGCAGCCGCGCAUUCGCCUACCAUACCUCCUGGUCUGCGCCGCUGGCGGCUGUGGAUCUGUCGGACGCGACCCACGGGUCUGUCGCCGAUGCCGCCACCAUUGACAUUCGCGGUGGCGCCGCCGCCACUGGCGUCACGGUGGCUGGUGGCUACACUAGCGGGGCCGUUGCGGGGAGUAAAUGCGCUGGUGGCGGUGGUUGCGAGUUUGUGAGCGCAGUGUGUUGGCAGCCGGCUGAGGCGGGGGCGGUAUGGGGGCUACCGCCGCUGCUGGCGUCGGCGACGUCGCGAGGCGGCGUGAGCUUGAGCGUGCUUGCAAGGUACAGCUGAGCUGACUGCAGGAUAGCGGGAGGAAAGACCCGUGGGUCUGUCUAAACUGCCAUCUUGUUUGCAAGCUGCCCUUGUGGGCUGGCAGGGAUCUUGCUCCCAUGGUUGGUAACCACCGCAUAGGUCACAUAGGCGCCCUGAUUGUGCGUUCGGUGCAUGCGGUUGGCAAAUUUGAAGUACCGCCGCAUAUAUUCGAUUAAUGCUAUUGAGGACGAGGAUGCAGGAAGGGCGGCCUUUCAUGCAGCUUUCCUCUAUCAAUGCAUAAUUGGAUAAGGGCUGCUCUGAACACAAGACGUACGGAUUUCCUGCAGGCUGCAUGGGCCCCUCGUACUAGCGCUACCUAAGGGGCCGUAGUAUGGUUGUUGGUAUGGGUAAGCGUACGUUUCGUGAGCGUUUGUGUACCUUCGUAUCUGUGUUCUGUUGCGCAAAGUAAUUGUCAUCAUUGUGGUUUAUGGCUUUGGAAGCAUCAGAGGCCAGGGUUUUGUUGGUGGCUUCUAGUUAGUGCCUUGUUGUGCUUAUUUGGUGUCUGUCGUGUGUUCUUUCGGAUUCCGUACGAAUGAGGAGGCUCAUUUCCUGUGGAUUGGAUCUUGUACAAUAGUACUGCUGCAGCGAGAGUCUUGUCUGGCCUCGUUUCCCUAGAGAAGCGUCAGCGCACGUGAGCGCAGGCAGACCAGUAUACGGCAGGCGUUUUCAGGAUGCUGGAGUGUGGCUUUGUCCAUUUUUUCGCUUCACAUAAUGGCUUUAAUGAUUAUCAGCAGUCCUAUAAUCGAGCCGCUGGCGGUAUCACGGCUCUAUUGUCGAAUCCCGCUGUGAGGCCACGGAAUCCCGUGGGCUUGCGAUAAUGGUAUGUGUGUGUGUGUGCGCCGCACCUCCCUUGUGUGUUGCUGGCCGUGAGGGCCUCUGUCUUGUCCUAAUCGGGAGGCUGGCGAGGCAGCGACAAGGAUUGCUCAAGGACGAUGUGGGGGCUGUUCACCUGUGCUUGUGGGCUUCGUCGUGUGCUCAUGUACUGUUUUAUCUUUGGAGUGAGGGCGAGUAUGGCAGCCCUGCGUGCUGGUUAAUGCACCCAGGGCUGAAUGCUGAUUUCGUAGCAUUUGUUGAUUGCCGCCUGUCACAGGCGCGUGUCCGAACGAUGUUUGAUUCGGGCCGGUGGCUCAGGUGUCCUAGUCAGUUGCUUAGCUGUUGCUGCGCUGCCCAUAAGUGCGUUUAGUCGAGAAGAGAGAAAGCGUCAUAGAGAGUUACCGUACAGAGUGGAGUGGGCGGUGCGUCGUGAGCAUAUGCGUGUAUUUGAGGGGGCUUGCAUGUAGCGUGUCUGUAUGCGAGGUUCGUCACCCUUCAGGGUAUACUGUAAUUGCCCCGGGUGGCGACUGAGAGGCUAACUGAGGCUGGUGUUGCGCCCCUUAGCGGUUUAGCUCGGGACUUAU
This is a messenger RNA of Astrephomene gubernaculifera, 4138 nucleotides long. The record is from the annotation of a GenBank genome assembly. NCBI's taxonomy places the organism in Eukaryota, Viridiplantae, Chlorophyta, Chlorophyceae, Chlamydomonadales, Astrephomenaceae.